AUGCUUCCACCAAUAAAAGUGGUGCGCACACGUUGUUGCGGCAGACCUCGUUCAUUGUUUUGGCAGGAUGGCAGCCCAUCCGAGUAUCAGUUUUCAGAGACCAUUCAAAAUGCUAUGCGUAUCGUGAAAGUGGCCAUUCAGCUGGAUACGGGCAGCAGACACAAGGAGGCAUACUGUGAAUACUUGAGAAGUAUUAACUACAUCUCUCAUGCUCUCCUUGAGAAUGCAGAAAUCAAAGAGGAAGGUGAGAUCGAGUCAGUGGAAGUGGAAAAGAUGGUGAAACUGGCAGAACAAUGUUUAGAAAGAGUCAAAUCAUGCUUAGAUCGAAGGCAUGAUUUCCCAGCGCCGGCUUCCUCCUCCACACCAACUCCUCAAAACAAACAGAGCACCAUACCGGCCAUUAAGGUCACAAAUGAUCCCAAAAUAACAGAAACACCUCACGAGCCAGCGAAGGUUUCUGAGACUGAAAGCAAACCGCAGUCCAACCUUCACCCCACCAGACACCGCAGGGUCCUUUCAGAGGGAGGGCAGACGGCCUCUCCUUUUCUCCCCCCUGAAAUCUUCCAGAAGCUUCAGAUUAUGGAGUCACAAGACAACAAAAAGGGAUUAUCGCCUAUUGAGGAGGCAUCACGCUUAAACCAGAAACUUAAGGCCAAUUAUGAAGCACGACUGGCAAGACUUACUCCUGGACAGGCCAUACAAAAGACCUCAUUGACUCUCUCACUCCAGAGACAGAUGAUGGAGAAUCUGAUUAUUGCCAAAGCUAGACAAGAUGCACUUCAAAGAAAAAUGGAGGAGAGGAGACUACGUCUGCAGGAGGAAGCAAACAGGCGGUUUGCAACCUGUAACACAAUGACACCUGAAGAACAAGAGCAGCGAGUUCUGUACGCGAGAGUGCUUGAAUAUGAGCAAGAUCAUGAAUGGCCCAAAGCUUGGAAAGCUAGAUUGAGAAAGAGCCCGAAUGAUCCAGCACUGGUUUCAGGUCUAAUCUCUUGUCUUCUCAGCUGCCCUGAUCACCCAGUCAUGCAACUGCUGAGGAGACUUCAGUACAGAGUGUAUAACAGACUUUAUCCAAUAGUGAGCCAACGUGUUCCUCUAAGCCCAAUGCCUGCUCGCUCACAAACUUUAAAACCCUCCCGAAGUGCCCAGAGCCUCCUUCUAUCCGACAGUCCGAUGUCCUCACAGCAGCAACAGAGCCCACUUAAAUCUACCCUGACACACAGCUUAUCGGAUGCCUCCUUCUCCUUUUCCCCGUCCCGCGACCACAAUGCCAACGACGCAAAGUCGGAGACAGAUCCGGAUGAGCCCUCGUCUUUGGUUGCUACAGAUAGGGAGAACUCCUUUGAGGAUCUGGAGAAGUUUCUUACUCAGCUGGACUGGGUUCCUUCUCAAUGUAGUGAUGACACAGACUCUGAUGUGAACUUUGACUCGACACACGUGGAAGUAGAAUCUCACAUUCAAGAUCUUGAGGAGCGUGCUUUGAAGGAACAUCUGAAAUCGAUAGUAAAGGAUAUCCACAAUGCCAUUGAUCGCCUGCUGUCUCUCUGUCUUCUGUCAUUUGAAUGUCUCAACACUGCAGCUUCUAAGGAUCAGUGUGUGGCGUCUAUUGAGGAUGUCUUCUUUACGCCCAUUUGGCGCCCCCUGUUGGCACUUUUCAGAUGGGUUCAUCGAGAACGGGAGAUGGCUGUCGAGAGCAAUAUGCGUCUUUACUCUAAUGUUUCACCUGCCGAUAUUGGAGUAGCAUCCAAAUUGUUCCCCCGAGACCCAGCCGUGCUGCAUGGUUCAUACCCAUAUGAGACAGCGGUACAGGAGCUAAAUCUUCUUUGUAGAGACUAUUGUCCUCAGAAGAAGCUGGAUUGUAUAGUUCGCACCCUAAGAAUGAUCUGUGCCUGUGCCGAAGAGUACCGUCUGCUUCAAGAAAAUGACCCAACACCCAAAUCAGCAGCGAUAGGUGCUGAUGACCUGCUACCGAUCCUGGCAUUUGUGGCCUUACGGAGCGAAAUGCCUCAGCUGGUGUCUGAAUGUGCAGCAUUGGAGGAGUUCAUCCAUGAGGGGUAUCUGAUCGGAGAGGAGGGGUACUGUCUGACGUCACUGCAGAGUGCACUGACCUAUGUGGAGUCGUUGGUGUUGGUUGGAGCCCCGCCCCCUGCUGCUAAACCCACCUGAUGUAGAUGAGCAUGUGACAUCAUUUCUGUGUUUAUAUGCCCUAGCCAGCGGAAAGGUCUCAUCGUGAUUUGACGGUGCUGAGGAGGUGCUGUGACUACAGAGAUCUCAGCCGCUUUUGUCCAAAGUCAUGCCACGCUUCUGUUCUUUUAAAAUCUUCCUUGCACGCUAUCCUCGUGCUCUGACGAAAGAGAAGGAGGACCUGCAUUGCGUUGUGGGCACCGCACGGAAAGUUCAGUGGAAUGUGGUUAGAUCUGAGAUCUGUGUUUUAGUAAAGGUAACAAAGAAUAUUUCUGUGAGACUGAAUGGAAUGUAAUGAGCCAGAUGUUAUGAAGGGACUGAGAAGGCAAUGUUAUUCUAAAUCUAAUGUAUUCCAGUGACAUGCUUUUUGCAUAUCUGUCCUGUUGAGUUUUAUAUUUGUGAAAAUAUUUUUUUUGUGAGAAUUUUACGAUAACUAAAGCACUACUAGCAUUUCAUAAACUAUUUAUAAUGUCACUAAAUUGAAGUUCAUGUUAUUUUAGCUCAGAAUUUUAGCUUUUGUUUGAACUUAACAUGGUAGGAUGAAAAAGCUGGGCUUACUAGAAUGAAAUGUAUUGAACUCGAGUCCUAAUAUUAGCAAUUUGUAUCGAACUCGAAGUUGUGCGUUACUCGAGUCAAUAAACCACUAUGCAUAGACGCAUCAUGUUAGUGUAUGGUUUUUGUUGAAUCAGAUUUUAUGUUUUGUUUGUUUUUUAUAUCUUAACUUGUAUGAAAACAUUUUCACUGUGCUAGUCAAAAAAGUCCGAAAUCAAUGUGAAAAAAAUGUGCAAGAACUCCUAAUGCUGCUGUAACAUGUUUUUGUCUCAUGAUUUGAGGAGGUUUGGUAUAAAAUUCACAAUCCCUGAUUUGAGGGGAUUUAGUGUAAGGUCUGUGAUACAUAAAUAUAUAUUUAUUUUUUCAUCUUUGUUUUUAUGCAUAUUACAGGGACUGUUGUUGUAUUUUUUGCUAAUUUUAUGUAAAUAUCACGAAUGCAAGUCGUCUCAGUGCUUGAGUGACCAUGCAUUCUUACUUAACCUUCCCAGGGUUCUUUGUCUCUGAUCAGUCCUCUGGACAUGGGCAAUUCACAUGGGAAUGGUUUGAGUGAAAGGCAUGUGAAUUUUCAAACAAUAAAGACUCUUUAACCUA
Molecule: messenger RNA, 3327 nt
Organism: Triplophysa dalaica
Lineage: Eukaryota; Metazoa; Chordata; Actinopteri; Cypriniformes; Nemacheilidae
Gene: vps9d1
Product: VPS9 domain containing 1
Exons: 17
Coding region: 1-2166 (721 amino acids)
Biological process (GO): vesicle-mediated transport
Cellular component (GO): endocytic vesicle; cytosol
Molecular function (GO): small GTPase binding; guanyl-nucleotide exchange factor activity
Source: RefSeq, a predicted model, not a curated record